Messenger RNA from Gopherus evgoodei (Goodes thornscrub tortoise), 6340 nucleotides. It is a transcript of the gene SLC26A8, whose product is annotated as solute carrier family 26 member 8. Gene Ontology annotation, molecular function: bicarbonate transmembrane transporter activity; sulfate transmembrane transporter activity; oxalate transmembrane transporter activity. The transcript is spliced from 19 exons. The coding region runs from base 2238 to 4949 and encodes 903 amino acids. The record is from RefSeq and is a predicted model, not a curated record. Gene Ontology annotation, biological process: transmembrane transport. Gene Ontology annotation, cellular component: membrane. Lineage: Eukaryota; Metazoa; Chordata; Testudines; Testudinidae.
AUAUGGAACCGGCGCCGACUGCCCUCCUCUCUCGCGAGAGCGAGCCGCGGCGAGGAGCUGGAGCGGCGCGCGGGCCGCCUGGGACCUGGCUGGGCGUGGGGCGGGAGGUGGAGCUACCAGGGCUCGGGGAAGCCGGGCGGAGCGCGGCGCUUGCGGCUAGCCUGGCGCGGAGGAAGUGGGAGCUGGGCCCGGCUGCCUGGAGCAGGGCUACAGGGCGCCGAGCUGUUGCUGGGAAUAUUGGGGGACCUGGGCCAGGCUGGGGGAGAGGCAGGGCACAGGCCUGGUCAUCGAGGCUAUUUUACUCUCAUACAUCAGAGGGAAGACUGCCCCUGUGGUUCUAGUACCUGGAGAUUAAUUUCACUUCCCUAGUGUGACUUACUUCUGCAAACUCAGUCCUAGCCCGCAGCCCUAGGGCCGCCUGUACGCAGGAGCCCAGGGAAUAAUGGGGCGGAGGAAAGCUGCUAAAUCGUCUCCAGCUGGAGUCCCCAGCGUGUUCUCACUUCAGGGUGACCCUGUCUUUUGGACUGGCGGAACCGCCUUUUUGUGCCUGGGCGGUGUACAGCGCCAAGGAUCAACCUCAAAGCAAGCAGCUGUGGACGUGUUUGACUCCGAGCAAGUGUUUGAGAAUAGGAAAUUCUUAGGGAAUAGGAAAUGGGAUUGAGGCAUUUGCUUCAAAAUGAAGCAUGUAAUGAAAUGCCCUGUGAAAUGGAGCUCAAACUUAGUGUCAGCACCAAAUAAUAAAAGAAGUGAAGUGACUGACACAAGGUCACAGAACAAAUAAGUGAUGGUCAGCAUUUGAAUUCUGGGGGUCUUCCCUUUAACCGCUGGACCAUGCUAUCUGUCUCUUGAGGUGGCGAGUUUUAUAGGCGCUAUUCAAGGCAGACGUGAGUCACUAAACUCUUUCUGAGUGGCAUACGGAUGCAAUUGCAUGAAACGCUGGUUAUUUUCCAGUUACAUAAAAUUGGGUUUUAAAAAGUAGGUGGAUGCAACAAAAACCAAAGAAUUGCGCUAGAAGAGGCUAUUAAAAGACGGGCUGUCAAGGUGUCUGAUCUUUUUGCUUCACUGUGUACCGUGCAGCGGAUGAGAAGUUUUAUGAGCUGCACCUGCACUUUUCUUCAGUAUCUGUGCAGUAUUCACAGACACAGCCCCCCAUGGGGUUGGAGAAGGGAGGGGAGAGGAUCAGACCCGGUCACCCCCUGGGGUUAGAGGCGGGCUCAGGCCCCCGCGGGUGAGCUGUGGCAGUGUCCCGUGCACCUCGCGCCCCACCCCGGGGUUGGCAGUUGGCGAGGCACGGACGCCCCCGUGAGUCUCGCGGCGGCGGCGGCUCAGGUUGCUGCCGGGGAGCGGGCGCUGCUCUCCCCCUGUUCCCGGCAAGCGAGGGGUGUGUCCCCGCCAGGGUUGGGGCAGGGGCCGGGCCCGGCGUGGGCGAGUCGAGAGAAGGGAGGGGGAGGCCGAGGGGGAGCCCAGCAGAGUGCGGGGUGCGGGCAGGGAGCCGAGGGCGUUCGGCCCCAGCCCCUCUGAAGAGCUGUCCCAGCCACAGGGAUCUGGGAACAAGGGUCCUAUUCCCCUGGGUGACCCCAGUGAAGUGACCCUUCGUGCUGCAGGGGAGGGGGUGCUAGCACUGCCAUUGUGCCACUACUGCGUGUGGACAGAGGACCUCAGCCUCCACCCCAGGGGGUUGGGUUCACAGGUGUUGGAAUUGGGGGUGCUAGUGCACCCCCUGUCUUUAAGUGGUUUUUUCCAUCAUAUCCACAGAUUACAGUUUGGUUCAGGGGUCCCCAACACGAUGCCUGCGGGCGCCAUCUAAAUGCACCCGCGUCCUGGCUGGUGGUCGAGCAACCGCCAAAUUUCUAUGGCAUUUCAGCGGUGACGCCUCUCGAUGACGCCGCUUGCCACCGACAAGCGACAUCAUCGAGAGGCGUCGCUGCCGAAAUGCCACAGCAAUUCGGUGACAUUUCGGCAGAUGCACGCCCACCACCAUGGUCCUUUGUCUGUCACCUGCCAGAUAAAAAGGUUGGGGACCACUGGUUUGAUUCAAUGGCUCUCAGUGCCCCCACUGUUUCAGCACCUGACCCAGGCUUGGAUGGGGUUACACCAGGGAUGGAUUUAUUCCCUGGCUUAGUCAGUUAAACAUUCUCUUUCAAUGAGACACUACAGUUCUGUGACCUCCUUCCUCCCUUCAGUGUCACAGGUAAGGACAACGGCUUUGAUUUCACCCUCUCGCCUUUCCUGUUCCCAUGUUUUUGACUGUCCACUAUUGGUGGGACCACAUGGAGCCAGAUUCUGAGAGUAUCAGCGCUCCCAGGCAGCUUGGGAAGUACAGAAUCAAGAGAGGCAUAUACACUGAGGAGCAGUUCCAGAAAAACUAUGAAAGAAACACUCCCUCCCCAAGGAACAGGGACUUCAGAAUCCAAGGAAGAGUCCAGUGCAGAUUCUCCUGGGCAAGAUUCAGGAAGAUCAUACUCAAGAUGUUUCCUAUCCUGAACUGGUUGUGUGCAUAUCGAGUCAGAGAGUGGUUCCUGAGUGACAUACAUGCAGGCCUAAGUGUGGGGAUGGUCCAGAUUCCGCAAGGACUGUCAGGAGUUUUGUUAACGAGGUUACCACUACCAAUUGUCAAUGGCUUCUAUUCUGCAUUCUGCUGCUCAUUAACAUAUGUCAUAUUUGGGACAUCACACCAUAUCUCCAUUGGUUCAUUCAGCAUUUUGAAUGCAAUGGUGGCAGAUGUUCUGAAGACUCUGAAUUUCAGCUCUGUAUUGACUACUAAUGGAACCUUUGCCAAUUUCUCAGAUGCAAAUUAUAUGAAGAGUUACAUGGAAGCCUUGACACUUACUGCAUCAACAACAUUUCUGACUGGGAUCAUCCAGUUGCUUUUAGGCUGCUUCUGCUUGGGGUUUGUCACAACCUAUCUGCCAAAGACCCUCAUCGAUGCUUACCUCACUGCAGCGGCACUGCAUGUCAUCGUAUCCCAGUUCUCCUUCAUCUUCGGGAUUGUGAUCAAGUUCCAUAUGGGCCCCCUGGCCAUUUUCUACAACCUGUUUCAUUAUUGCAUGGCUCUCCCAAAGGCUAAUGCCACCAGUAUAUUGCUAUUUUUGGUUGGCCUAGUCAUGCUGAGGAUCAGCAAUUGUAUCAGGAUCACUUACAAGCACAGUCCUGUUGCAUUCCCCAUGGAACUUCUCCUGAUUAUUACAUUCACCAUUAUUGCUAACCAUGUGCAUCUGCAUGCUGAGUCCAGUAUGCUUGUGGCCAAAAUGGUUCCAUACAGGUUUCUGCCUCCUACGCUGCCAGACUUAUCAAAUUUGAGUAGGAUUGUAGCCCAUGCCUUCUCCCUGGCUAUUGUAAGCUACUUCCUUCUCAUUUUUGUGGGAAAGAGGUACUCUUGUAUUCACAACUACAGCAUCUCCAGCAACCAGGAGCUCAUGACUGUGGGGUUAUGCAAUAUCUUCAGUUCAUUUUUCAAAAGCUUUGCUGUCAGCUGUGCUAUUUCUGGGACUGUCAUUCAGGAGAAGACAGGCGGAAAAACACAGUUUGCAGCACUAAUUGGAGCAUCCAUAAUGCUAGUGGUAGUGAUGAAACUAGGACACUUUUUCCAGUCUCUGCCUAAUGCAGUACUAGCUGCAAUUGUAAUGGUCAACAUGUUCCCAUUUCUUGAAAAAUUUAUGGAUGUCCCCACCCUGUGGAGACAGGAUAAGUAUCAUUUUGUUAUUUGGAUUGUGACUUUUGCAGCUGUUCUGUGUCUUGGUCUUGAUAUUGGCUUGAUCAUCGCAAUGGGAUUCACCUUCUUCAUCAUCACUGUUAGGUCACACAGAAUGAAGAUUGUGAUGCUGGGCCUGAUUCCAAACACGGAUCUAUACAGAAGUUUAUCUGACUACAAAGCGGCAGUGGAGAUUGAAGGUGUGAAAAUCUUCCAGUGUUGUUCCUCCAUUUCCUUUGCAAAUAUGAGACACUUCAAAGGCUACUUGUUACAGAAGAUGGAUGUGAAAGCAGUGCCCCUCGAUGAAAAUGAAAUGAGAGCUUUAAUCUCAGUUAGUCUGUCUAGCACUGGAUUGGAGAGAAAGGAUUUGAAGUGUGCCUGUGUUUGCGAUCCACCUGAGCUAUUACCCAGGAUACCCUAUACUGAGAAACUGGUGAAGCGACUUCAUAGGGAUAAUGAGUCUUCAUCAUCUUCCCUGAAUUUGAUACGUUGGUCAAAGUUUGAAAGGAAGCACAGUUCUGGGACUCUCACAACAGGAAUGUUGCAAACACAGCAUGCUCAGUCCACAGCCAUCAGGCUCAGGGCAGCAAGACCUGAAACUGGAAAGAAGGAUGAAGGGAAGAGGAUAUGGAAUUCUUCAGACGUUGGAGUAGAUACUUCCACAACACUAUUAUGCCAGGAACCAGUACAGUUGCAGUCCACAGAGUUUUCAGCAUAUCCAGUCCACACUAUUAUUUUAGACUUCAGCAUGGUGCAGUUUGUGGAUUUGCAAGCUUCAGAUUUACUGAGGCAGAUGUUCCACAUGUUUCAGAAUAUUGGCAUUUCGGUCCUGAUUGCCAGCUGCCACCUCUCUGUAAUAGCAAUCUUUGAGAAGAAUGAUUUCUUUGAUGACUGUGUCACCAAAGCACGGUUCUUUCUAACGCUGCAUGAUGCUGUGCUGGCCGCUUUGGAACAGAAUCAAAGGCCAGAGACUAUGGCACUCAGCACUGGACAGCCUGACCAGGAGUUAGAUGAAGGGCUCACAGAAGAACAGAAGGAGAGAAGUCUGCACUCCGGUAACAACAAAGAUACUUCCUCUUUAAAGACUACCAGGAGCGAACUCUUAAAUGAAGAGCCGAUAUCCGAUCUCUUCCGCACAUAUUCACUCCAGAGUGAAACAGAGAUGAACGUAUACCAACAAUAUGAUGCUCCACCCCCUGAGCCAGGUGACAGAGAUGAGGAGUGGGAGCAGAAGUGGAAAUAUGCCAGAGAUCCCUGAGAUGCACAAGAACUGACAGGGAAUCCUAGUCCAGUAUAUGGGGAGAGGUGCUGAUAUAGCACAGUUCAAGUAGUUCUUGCCUGCAUUUUGGUGGGUUUUUUUGCCUUUGUCUCUUUCAAAGUUAUUGAAGUAGCCACCUAGCCAGUCCAUCCAAUGGUUCUGCUGGUUUAAGGAAACCAGCACAGUUUAUGAAGUUACCUUUCAGGACUUUCAAACAGAGGGACUAUUUAGCAGCUAUUUUAACCUUUGUAGUGAAUUAACUAUAAAACUUGGAACCAUUAAAUUAAUUUUUACAUGUUUCUGAAAUUCUUUGUAGUUUUUUAAAUAUCCUCAAACACGGCACAUCUUUUGCAUGUUGUUUUUUUAGGGACUAAAUCUUGUUUGCAGUUUUCAGCAGAUUGCACACAUAUUAUUUCAUUAACCUCAGAUGCAUGCAAAAUGAGGUGACACUAUUGAACAGUGUUUCUCAACUUUUUUGAUACCAGGGCUUGCUGCCUUCCUAAAUUGUGUCAGGGAGAUCUCAGGGACCGGCGCCGGUCCAUGGACUUGGUCAUUGAGAAACACUGCUCUAGAAGAAAGCAUUUCGUCACUGAUACUUUGCUAAAGUUGCCUAGUGUAUUCAGUAAAAAACUCAAUACUUUGACUUUUUUUCCAGUUCUGCUAAUACCUCCUGCUGGUGAAUUAUGUUAUUUGCUUCUCUUUUUGGUAGACUUUCACUGAGACCGCAACAAAUGGAGACAUUUAGUUCAGUUUCAUUAUUAAGAGAUGAAAAAAUGGCUUCUUUAGAAUAAGAUAUAGGUGGCAAGUGGACAAAAACAAACUUCUCAGUUGUAUUAUCUGAGUACCAGCCUCAUACUCAAUAGACUGGUGAAACUGUGACAUCACCAUAAUGGCACAUGGUGGAGUUUUAUUUGGAACAGGAGCAGUCUUGCUAUAUCAGGGAUGCACAUCCCAAGACCAUGUGCACAUUCAGGAAAUUCUUCCCUGGCCUCAAUACCUAGAGUGAGGAUUGAGGGUGAAAUUCAUCAGCACAAGGUCCAUGUACCAUUUAAGUCCCUUUGUGAGACCAUAAAUUAGAUUUAAACAAUGCAUAGUCCCUGUACUGGUCCUGUGCUCCAGCAUGAAUUUCACUCUGUGAGAGCAUCUCCAGCCUCUGCUGUGUGCAUGGUGCAGUUUCUCCAUGUGGAGCAGUAGCAGGGAGACUAUAUAGGACUCUUACAAUGCUGGGCUUUCCUGGCGGUUAAGUUUUAACUAUAUGUGGGUGCAUAGAAAUGUUAAUAUUUAAUUAUUUGUAAUGUCACUUGAAUUAGUAAAUCAUCCAGACUUUUUCAAUUUAAAUUCCUACGGCUUCCAGGGAGUUUCUGGAGGAGGGACAUUGUACUGUAUCUGUG